Messenger RNA from Caenorhabditis sp. 36 PRJEB53466, 1650 nucleotides. The record is from the annotation of a GenBank genome assembly. NCBI's taxonomy places the organism in Eukaryota, Metazoa, Nematoda, Chromadorea, Rhabditida, Rhabditidae.
AUGAUGACGGAAAGUGUGCAACCGACAGGCGCCGUGGUCCGCAUCGAGCCCCUCGCCAUCGAGAUUCCCUCGGAACCGCGCGUCCGUGGAAAACUAGCCGCUUUCUGCGACAAACACUGCUCGGAGAAUAUGGAAACGAAGACGAAGGUCUACAUUUGUCUCCUUCUGAUUCUCCCCUCACUUAUUUAUUUUCUCGUCUCCAUCAACACUUCUAAUCCGAAAAAGGCGUAUGUUCAGGUGAAAGCUUCUUAUUGAAAGAAGAAAUCUUUACAUCUCAAUUCUUUUCAGCACUUUGAGACGCCACUCAUUCUGAAUAUAACAACGUUCUCAGAAGAGAGGUUCUCCACGGAAGAGUAUGCCGAAUCUUUCGAUCUGGCCGUCAAGUACGUCUUUCACUUUCUCUACCUCUUUUACUUGCCGCUAUUUCAGAAAUGAUCAGCUGGUCGUGCCAACCGGAUUUACCAGGUUUAUCGCGGAGUUUCAAAACAAGGGAAUAUUUAGAAGGGGUCGUAGACAGCUUUAGAAACUUGAUUUGAUAUGGCGAUAUCAAAUCAGCAAGUAGAAUCGUUAAAUCGAUCAAUAGCAUUUUUUUCAGUCAAACUGUCAGAAGAUACAUCGCCUCUUCGAGUUCCGUGACAAGAGAUUUCAACGAUGAAUCGGCAGUUUAUUUGCUUCAGCGAGCAUAACCCUUGCGGCCUAACUUUUUUCAAUCCGCUUUUCUAGUCCUUCCGUAAAGAAUUUUAGUAGUUUUUUUUCUGAUAAAAAUGUUACUGAAAUGAACGCUUUAAUAAUAACAGAUGCUCCGUUCGGCAGUCACACAAUUAUUCCAAAGAGCUCCGCGAGCAUUCGUGCUCCAGAAUCAGCAGAAACUCUCGACGACAGUCGCCUUCCAGGCGAAAAAGAAGGCGGAUAAUAAAAAGAAGGUAGAUAUUUCCGUUUUGACCCAGUUUAAGGCACUGUUUCCAGGGAGCACCGACCGUGUUCACAAAUCUGGAAGACAAUUCGAUUGUGAAGCAGACGUUGAAAGAAUUUCAAAGGGUCGAAGCGGUUCUCGUGGAAGAACUCACUCGGCACUUCUCGCUCAAGGCACGUGCUCCGAAAUCCGCUGUAUCACACUUAUCAUUUCUUUUUUAGGUGGAUAUCCGGCAGUACGAAGACGUGAUGGUCAAACUGGAGAACGGGCAAGACAAGCCGUUGUCGUUGGUGGCCAGAGUCACUCUCAAGUCUCCGCUGAUGGUUAUGAUCAACUUCCAGGAUAAUCCGUCAGCAAUCAAGGCUGCGAAGCUUGCCAUUCAAGUAUUAAAAUUGGAAAAAAUCUUAUUUUAUUGUUUUUUUUUUCAGAAAUCAACGCUGAACGUGACUCCCCAGCAAGAAGGAGUCGUUCUGUAUGUGAAUGUUCCUCCGAUGAGCAAAGAACGACGAGAGAAAAUGGCAGCCGAUGCGAAAGGAAAAAUUAUGAACGAGUAUAAACAGGCGAUCAACGAGAUCUAUUCAAAGAACGACAAAAAGUCGUCGACUGAGUUCGCUUCCAAACCCGAUGAUGCAAGAAAGACGAGAGAAUCGUUGUUGAAUAUGAAGCAUGCCGCUGAACAGAGAGGGGCUCUGCUUAUCGAAGAUCGGCGCAAACAAUUGCUGCAACAAGUUGUGUGA